CCAACCCCCAUGUCAAAUGCCCACAAUAUAAAACAACUACUACUUGAGCUUCUCUCUCUAUAUACCAACUAAGUUAUUCAUUCUUCCCAAUCCCAUUUCUCUUCAUUCUUUUCUUAUGGCCUCUAGAAGAAAUCUGAAGAGGAAAUCACCUGAAGAAGAUGGAGGAAAUUUUGUUUUUCCACUUGAUGAGCUUAAUCAAGAUCUUCUUGAGAAGGUUCUUUCAUGGCUACCAACUUCCACUUUUCUCCGCUUAACCUCAGUUAGCAAAAGGUGGAAAUCAGCUGCUACUUCCUCUACUUUCCACAUAGCUUGCUCUCAAAUAACAUCCAGAGACCCUUGGUUUUAUAUGGUUGAUUCUUCUUCACUAUCAUCUUCUUUUGUGUACGAUUCUUCUGAAAUGAAUUGGAAGAAAUUACUCACUUACCCAUCUAAUUUUCUUGAAAAACAUCAGCAAAAUGAUUCAAAUUUCCUCCCUGUUGCUGCUUCUGGUGGACUUCUCUGUUUCCACAAUAGUGAAAAGCAUGAAUUCCUCAUUUUCAACCCCGUUAAUUCCUCUUGUCGCAAGCUCUCUUCAGUGGAUUAUUGCAAUACCCUUUGUGCUAUAGGAAUGAUUUCCACUCAAGAAUCAUAUAAACUUUACUUGGUUUUUGGAGAAAGUCCAAAUCUUUCUUUCAGAGUAUACAAUUCCACGACAAAUCUCUGGGAAGAAUCUGCAGUUCUGAGUAGAAAAUCUUUGAGCUGCCCUGCAGCUGAAUCCUACAGUACUGAUGAAGAAGAAGACGACGAUGGUCGAAUGCUGUAUUUCUUGGGUAAAUGUGGCAAUGUAGUAGCAACUGAAAUACAAAAAACCCCAUGUAAACAGUACUCCUCAAUAAUCACCAAGAAUGGUUGUACUGGCCAAGAAAUUCUGUAUUUCUUGAACUCCAAUGGCAAAGUUGUGGUUUGCAAUUUUGCUGGAAAGUACUUUUUUGAGUACCCAAGAUUACUCCCUCUUAGUCAUGAGUAUUCUAUUGACUUUGUUGAAUGUGGUGGAGAGUUGCUUGUGGUUGUGCUCUCUGAAUUCUUGGAAACUGCAAGUCUGAGAGUGUGGAAAUUUGAUGAGAAGAGUUGGAUUUGGAAUCAGGUUUUGGCAAUGCCGGCUGCAAUUUCACAUGAAUUUUAUGGCAAAAAAGUGGAUAUCAACUGCACUGGAGGAGAUAGUGAACAGAUAUUUGUGUGCAUUUCUAAUGCUGUUGAUGAGAGUUGUAGGUAUUACUUGUGCAAUUUGGUUGGAAAUGAAUGGACUGAAUUGCCUGCGUGUAGUGUUGAUGGCUAUAACAGGAAAUUCAGUUGUGCUUUCACUUUUCAGCCUAGGAUUGAAGCUUCUGUGUGAGAGAAUAGAAAUGAUACGAUUGGACAGGGAGGAGGAAAAUGUAGUAGAAUUGGGAUUCUUCAUUCUUUUUUUCCCUAGUUUGUUUCACUUUUCACUUUAUUCUUUUAGGACAUUUUUCUUGUCACUUGGAAUAAUUUAUUACAGUUGCACGGUGAUAUUUUUCUGCAUUUUAAAUGAAUUGAUGUUGUUGCUGAAAAUUUCUUAUUCGAAACAGAUCUUUGUCUUCCAA
This is a messenger RNA of Nicotiana attenuata, 1601 nucleotides long. RefSeq names its product F-box only protein 13. The transcript has a single exon. Gene Ontology annotation, molecular function: protein binding. The record is from RefSeq and is a predicted model, not a curated record. Lineage: Eukaryota; Viridiplantae; Streptophyta; Magnoliopsida; Solanales; Solanaceae. The coding region runs from base 116 to 1372 and encodes 418 amino acids.